AUGUCGACGCCCAUCAUCCCCGUCUACUUCGAGCUGAGCUGGUCGAUACUCAGCACCAUCGGCGCCACCAACGUGAUGUUUGGCCUCCUCAUCAUCGGGAUCACGAGCUUCUCGCAGAUCAUCGUGGUGCCCAUCGUCUCGUCCGCCGCCGGGGCCAUCGCCAACGGGCUCUGCUACUACGCCUAUUACGACGAGAGCUACUCACUCCAUCAGAAGGCGGCUGCCUCGGCGGUUGGAGAUGCAUUCUGGGUGAUCCAAGAAGUCGCCCUGUCGUUCUACAGCUACGCCCUUCUUCGAAGGAUCCUGAAGGACACGAGGUGGAUCGUGUUCAACACCCUCUUCUGGACCAUGGUCAUCGCCAUCGUAUCCAUCCGCAUCGCCAUCGCCGUGUCUCGCGUCCGGUACAUCCUCAGGGGCAACGCGAACCUGCAGAACACCGUCAACGACCUCCACAUCGGCUACUUCGUCCUCAUCGCCUCGCUCGAGUGCAUCAGCGCCUUCUUCCUGCUCAACACGUUCGCCGAGGUCAUGUCGACGUCGGCCCGGGCCGCCCUCAAGGCCGACUUCUUCAGGUAUCUCAUGCGUAGCACCGAGGUCCGUCUCGCGACGCUGGCCCUCCUGGGCAUAAUGAGGGCCGUGACCUACUCAUUCCAGAUCACGGCCCAGAGCGCCACGAACCCGGCCAGCCAGAUCGAUCGGUUCGCCUACACGUUGGAGUGUCUUUUUCCGAUUGUCAUGUUUAUCGACAUACUCGCGUCCAAACUCAUGUUCACAACGUACUCGUAUCACCCCACGCAGCCGAAGCGACCGACGCCGAGGGGAUACGUUGCGUCUAGGAAGGUAACCGAUGGCUGGUUUGACGGCACACAGCCGAGCCAGCAGCUGGUCGUCGUCCAUGGGGGUAAAGACGAAAGUUCAGAAAUGGAUUAUGCGCGCCCCGGUUCGUCAGGGUCCAUGAUCAAUCUUGGGGAUGUGGAAUCCGAUUAUGUGUGCAAGGGUGGGAUCAACAAGACGGUCGUCAUCAGUGUGAAGCAUUCGAUACCGGCUCACCCGGAGAGACCUAGGCAGUGUCUCACCUCGCCUUGA
Messenger RNA from Colletotrichum higginsianum IMI 349063, 1086 nucleotides. RefSeq lists its product as uncharacterized. The coding region runs from base 1 to 1086 and encodes 361 amino acids. Lineage: Eukaryota; Fungi; Ascomycota; Sordariomycetes; Glomerellales; Glomerellaceae. The transcript has 3 exons. The record is from RefSeq and is a predicted model, not a curated record.